CCGCCCGCCCUGGCGGAGCGCGGAGCCUCACGCUUGCUUUCUCUCCCCUCCCCACAGGUGAGGCCGGCCUCUCUGCAGCCCGAGGCCUGAGCUCUGCCAUGGGGGUAGGGGUGUCAUUACUCCUGCAGUUUUCUCUGACGUCUGGGGGCCACCGGAGUGUGGGCCGAAGCCGGCGCUACAGCCGCAGGAGCCUCCCCAGCAGGAGCUGGAAAAAACCUCAUCUCCAGCUCCACAGCCUCCAGGCAGAGGAAGAACCGAUGCUGGAACGACGCUGCAGGGCCCCCCUGGCCAUGGGCUCGGCCCAGCCCCAGCUCCUUUCUGGGCCCUCCCAGGAGUCGUCCCAGACCCUGGAGAAGGAGCCCCACCGGCUGAGGUUACGAGGUACCUCGGUGGCCCAGCCAGGCAGCCAAGCUCCAGGUCGGGUCCAUCGCUGUACCCACUGUCGCCGGCACUUUUCCGGCUGGGUGGCCCUGUGGCUUCAUGCCCGACACUGCCAGGCCCGGCUGCCCCUGGCCUGCCCGGAAUGCGGCCAUCGCUGCCGACACGCCCCCUUCUUGGCACUGCACUGCCAGGUCCACGCGGCUGCCACUCCAGACCUGGGCUUCUCCUGCCACCUCUGCAAGCAGAGCUGCUGAGGCUGGGUGGCCCGUCUGCAUCUGCGGGUCCACUCGGCUGCCAAGCGGCCCCUCGCCUGCCCUGAGUGUGAGAGACGCUUCUGGCGACGAAAGCAGCUUCGAGUGCAUCUGCGGAGGUGCCAUCUCCCUACGCCUGAGGCCCGGCCAUUCACAUGUGGCAGUUGCGGCAGGAGCUUUGCCCAAUGGGACCAGCUAGUUGCUCACAAACGGGUUCAUGUAGCCGAGGCCCUGGAGGAGGCAGCAGCCAAGGCUCUUGGGCCUCGGCCCAGGGGCCGCCCGGCAGUGACUGCCCCCCGGCCCGUGGAGAUGCCGUUGACCGUCCCUUUCCGUGUGCCUGCUGUGGCAAGCGCUUCAGGCACAAACCCAACCUCCGUUGACCGUCCCUUUCAGUGUGCCUGCUGUGGCAAGCGCUUCCGGCACAAACCCAACCUGAUUGCCCACCGCCGCGUGCAUACUGGCGAGCGGCCCCACCAGUGCCCGGAGUGCGGGAAGCGCUUCACCAACAAGCCCUACCUGACCUCACACCGGCGCAUCCACACUGGCGAGAAGCCCUACCCGUGCACCGAGUGCGGGCGCCGCUUCCGCCACAAGCCCAACCUUCUGUCCCACAGCAAGAUCCACAGGCGGUCCGAGGGGUCCACCCAGAGCGCCGCCAGCGCAGGGAGCCCCCAGCUUCCAGCCGGUCCCCUGCAAUCCUCAGCACAGCCCACCGCCCAGGCUCCACCGAGACCUGCCCAGGAGCCUACCCCCAGCCUCUGCUGGAGGCCCCCGGAGAGGGGCCCCCGGGACCAGGCAGAAGCCCCCCCAUCUCUCUACAGCUGCGAGGACUGUGGCAGGAGCUUCCGGCUGGAGCGCUUCCUGCGGGCCCACCAGCGGCAGCACACGGGGGAGCGGCCCUUCAUCUGCACCGAGUGCGGGAAGAACUUCGGCAAGAAGACCCACUUGGUGGCCCACUCUCGGGUCCACUCCGGGGAGCGGCCCUUCGCCUGCGAGGAGUGCGGGCGUCGCUUCUCCCAGGGGAGCCACCUGGCAGCCCACCGGCGUGACCACGCGCCCGAGCGGCCCUUCGUCUGCCCAGACUGUGGCAAGGCCUUCCGCCACAAGCCCUACCUGGCGGCCCACCGGCGCAUCCACACCGGCGAGAAGCCCUACGUCUGCCCCGACUGCGGUAAAGCCUUCAGCCAGAAGUCCAACCUGGUGUCCCACCGGCGCAUCCACACUGGCGAGCGCCCCUACGCCUGCCCCGACUGCGAUAGGAGCUUCAGCCAGAAGUCCAAUCUCAUCACCCACCGCAAGAGCCACAUCCGGGACGGCGCCUUCUGCUGUGCCAUCUGUGGUCAGACCUUUGACGAUGAGGGGAAGCUCCUGGCCCAUCAGAAGAAGCAUGAUAUCUGAGGGCAGGGGCAUCGUUCGGGAGGAAGCGAGGCAGUGGGGCGGCGGGGCCUGUGCUGCUGUUGUGUAGCGAGGGCUGGAGGGGCAGGCCCUGUUAGAGAGGGAGGUCAGCCUCCACACCUUAGGCCAGGGAACCCACUGCAGAGCACAGGGACCCGGCCUCCAGCUGGGGUUGGCUGAGGUUCCCUCCUCACUGUCCUGUGCCCUGGAAAAGUAGCAAUAGCACCUGUACCCACCCCUUAGAGUCCGUCCUCCGCUGGAGGGGCUGCCGGUGGACAGGAUGACCCUUCUCUGGUGUUAACGCCUUAAUGUCCCUGCCUUUUAUUUUGAGCUCCUUCAGCUUGUUUUUGGAAGUAGGUGUGGUACAGUCCGUAGUAAA
Molecule: messenger RNA, 2406 nt
Organism: Myotis brandtii (Brandt's bat)
Lineage: Eukaryota; Metazoa; Chordata; Mammalia; Chiroptera; Vespertilionidae
Gene: REPIN1
Product: replication initiator 1
Biological process (GO): negative regulation of transcription by RNA polymerase II
Molecular function (GO): DNA-binding transcription repressor activity, RNA polymerase II-specific
Source: RefSeq, a predicted model, not a curated record